AUGGAAGACGCAAUAACGUUUAUCCAGAGUCCUAACGCGUCGCGUGUGAAGGACGAUACUGGGAUAGAAGCCAACGAUGACACAGUCACUCCUCUGCUCUCGCCAUUAAUUCUGAGGUCCUCGCAUUUACAGAUUCCUCCAAAAGAGUUCGUUAAUACAGUACAAAGCAUGAGCGUACAGCGGUGCCACAACCUGAUGUUUUUGUUGUGGGCUCUUAAUAGUCAGCCAGCAGAUGUUGAGUUGUCACUAGCCUUUAGUGAAUGCGAAGCGCCAUUUCAGCUAUUCAAAGAGUGCUUUGGAGCAAGCAAGGACCUAAAUUACGAAUCGUUCUUAAAAAUCAGGGGCUCCCAUACCAAAUCCUCGUUGUCCAGGAAAACGCCCAGUUAUGAAGUGGCAGUUUUCCCGCAGAUUUUGCAAAACACUAAGCUGGACCAGUUCAGGACUGACCGUCUGUUAUCCCAGUACACGCAGCAGUUUGCGCGCAUUUUGGAGUCGUACACAUUACGGGGCUACCCUCAUAAAUCGGCGUAUUUGAGCGCUAACAUGUCUAGACUUCUCCAAUGCUAUGUCAAUGAUACCAUAUAUGACAUUUUCUACAAGUGGCGACACUGGAACCGCAUAGUUGGCCACCAGGUGAGGUUUUCGCCCUUUUCUCAGCUGGUCGCCAAAUUUUGGGACGCUUACAUGGUCUUCCAAGUGGACGGGUCACUGCCGCAAUUUGCGACUAGAAUCAGUCAUAUUAGCCAUCAACCUGACUCUCCCGAUCGGAAUUUGAGAUCGAGGCAUACCAUUGCCGCAGGCGUUGCAAUCAAAUACGGGAUUUGGAUCGAUACCGUUAAUGGGGUUCUUCUCCUAUGCAACACGCUGACAACGGAACUUAUGGACGUGAUUCCGAGUCUAGGGUUAAACCUAACAGUGGACGACAGUGAGCAGAAUGUCAAAAAAUUAUUGCUAUUCGUCAAUUGUUGUUUGCUGGAGUGCAUUACACAAGAGCUCACCAAUGAUCCCUAA
Molecule: messenger RNA, 1011 nt
Organism: Lachancea nothofagi CBS 11611
Lineage: Eukaryota; Fungi; Ascomycota; Saccharomycetes; Saccharomycetales; Saccharomycetaceae
Source: the annotation of a GenBank genome assembly